This is a messenger RNA of Neoarthrinium moseri, 1200 nucleotides long. RefSeq lists its product as uncharacterized. Gene Ontology annotation, molecular function: 2-oxoglutarate-dependent dioxygenase activity. The transcript is spliced from 3 exons. NCBI's taxonomy places the organism in Eukaryota, Fungi, Ascomycota, Sordariomycetes, Amphisphaeriales, Apiosporaceae. The record is from RefSeq and is a predicted model, not a curated record. Gene Ontology annotation, cellular component: cytoplasm. Bases 1 to 1200 code for a protein of 399 amino acids.
AUGGCCCCAUCUGCAACUGAGCAAGUCUCCCAGGUUGCCGAGCACAUCAAGCAAAAGGUGAGCCCAGGCUCCACGGUUGAUGCGAGUCCAAAUAAAAACGGCUCCAAUGGCCAUGAAGCAUCCGAACCAGCUACCGACGAGCUUCCCAGCGUGUUGACUGGCCACAAAGAGCCUCUCAAACUGAGUGGGGCUCUAGACCAAUUUGAAUCGUUCGAUGUUACCCCGACUAUUGGGAAGGAGUUUGCGAAUGCCGACCUCGCCGAGUGGCUUAGGGCACCCAAUUCAGACGAGUUGUUGCGAGACCUCGCAAUCACCGUAUCCCAACGUGGGGUUGUGUUCUUCCGCAAACAGGACAAUAUAACAAACGACUUGCAGAAGGAACUUGUCCAGCGCCUGGGCGAGCUCUCCGGGAAGCCGGCAACAUCGAAGUUGCACAUUCAUCCAGUGUCCAACAGCAGUCGCGAAGGUGCUGUCCCAGACGACGAGAUCAGCCUCAUUUCGUCCAAACUGCAAAAGAAGAUUUAUGCCAAUCAGUUUUUGCGGUACAACAAAGAUCAAAGCCAGAAGAAGCAAUGGCAUUCUGAUAUCACGUUCGAGCCAGUUCCCAGUGAUUAUGCUUUACUAAGAUUGACGGAGUUGCCAAAGACCGGUGGGGAUACACUAUGGGCAUCUGGGUAUGAGCUCUAUGACCGAAUCUCCAAACCACUGCGUGGAUUCCUCGACAGCUUGACGGCAUUCUAUGCGCAGCCUGGGUUUAAGGAUGCGGCCGACCACAACGGCUUCAAAUUGUACGCAUCAGAGCGAGGCGCCCCUGAGAAUGUCGGCGAGAUCCUCGAAGCCAUCCAUCCUGUUAUUCGGACAAACCCAGUGACGGGGUGGAAGAGCGUUUUCGCUGUCGGCCAUCACGUGCAACGCAUCCAUGGUCUCACGGACGAAGAGUCACGCCACUUCCUUGACUGGUUUGUGCAACUCAUCGUUGAGAAUCAUGAUCUGCAGGUCAGAAACAGGUGGCAGAAUGUGAACGAUUUGGCCAUCUGGGACAACCGCAGUGUAUACCACGCUGCGACUCCGGACUACAUCCAUCUGAAUUUAGGAGAGCGCAGUGGUUCAAGAUCCGUUAGUCUAGGCGAGAAACCAUACUUUGACCCGCAGAGUGUUAGUCGGAGGGAAGCGCUAGCGGCGGAGAUUGCUCAGUCUUGA